This is a messenger RNA of Globicephala melas (long-finned pilot whale), 2469 nucleotides long. The record is from RefSeq and is a predicted model, not a curated record. Lineage: Eukaryota; Metazoa; Chordata; Mammalia; Artiodactyla; Delphinidae.
AUGGAGCAGGCUCUAGAACGAGCUUUGGAUCGUGCGGAGUAUAUCAUUGCAAGUGCCCGACAGAGACCUCCGGAAAGGAAAUACCCAUCUAAUGGGGAGAAGUCUCUCUAUGAAAAACUUUAUGACAUUUAUGUUGAAGAAUGUGAAAAAGAGCCUGAGGUUACGGAGGAAUUAACAAGCAACGUGAACCUGUUAGAGAAGCUUCUUAGGAGAGAGUCGUUGCCGUGUUUGGUGGUCAACCUGUACCCAGGAAAGGAGGGCUAUUCGCUGAUGCUCAAGGGGGAAAAUGGAUCAUCUUCGGAGAUCAUCCGACUGCCCUAUGAAGAAGGGGAAUUGCUCGAAUACUUGGAUGCAGAAGAAUUACCUCCUGUUUUAGUGGGUCUCCUGGAAAAGUCUCAGGUUAACGUUUUUCAUCACGGGUGUGUGAUAGCAGAAAUACGGGACUACAGGCAGUCCAGCGACAGGGAAGCUCCCCAUUACCAAAGCAGGCAUAUUCUCUUACGUCCCACGAUGCAGACUUUAGCCUGGGAUGUAGAGGCCAUAGCCAGCGAUAACCAGAAUUGGACCCAGGAGGACAAACUUUUGCUUGAGAGCCAACUGAUCUUAGCUACAGCUGAACCACUGUGUCUAGACCCUUCUGUAUCAGUAGCGUGCACUGCAAACAGACUGCUCUAUAACAAACAAAAGAUGAACACUCUUCCCAUGAAAAGGAACUUCAAGAGGUACUCUAUGGCCUCUCUGAAUCGGCAGCAGGAGCUGUCUCGUCCACCUUCUCCUGAGCUAAGAGCCCUGACUUCCUGCAAAAGAAUAAGAGAAAGUAAAACAGGUGGGAAUUACGGCCUCAAAACUUUUAAAGCAGGAAGUUGUGUAGAUAUGUGGAAACAGAGACGCUGUGACUUGGCUGUACCUUCUGAAGUGGACAUGGAGAAAUAUGCUAAAGGGAAGAAGUCUGUCGGACGUGAUGACUCACAACCAACAGUCUGGCCAGUGCAUGAGGUACAAGGUGAUCUUGCAUUUGGAGAUGACGCUGGCUACCAGUCCCAGGCAACAAGGCUGACCGUCAGGCAGCUGACUGAUAAUUCACUUGCCUCUGGAAAAGGGUCCGGUACAGAAGCCACGUGGGAGAGACAGCUGUCUCCCCCCCACUCCUUCGCAGAUGACCAUCCCUACAGUUUCCCGCCCGGGGCAGAGUCUGAUGCUGGGAGAGUGGUCAGUCGGCCCGAGGAGUCGGUCCAGGAGAGCACCCAGUGUCCAGUGCAGAUGUCACACAGCUCCAGUGGCUCAGCCGGUCUCAGGCAACCUUCUCCAGGGAAAGAACCAGAACAGCCUAAGACUGGGUGGGUUCAGUCUUCAGUGCCCGACAGCGGAGCCACACAUCCACCUCCACCCAUGCGACUUCCUUGGCACUCAGGAAGGAGCUCCUGGGGUGAGAGUCUCACUUCACAGCAGGCAGGCAGCUCUCAGGCACGUGCAUCUCCUGGCCCUGCUCCUAAGCCACCAGCUCUUUCCCAGAAAUCCUCUGUGGAGCAGAGCCCAGUUAGCACGCUUCCUGCCACCGCCCUGUCCACUGCGGGCUCAUCACAGACGACCUCGGUCUCCCGGGUCACGGUCAUCUCCGUUGGCCUGAAGGUCAUCAGAGAAGUGGGCCCCAGACGUGGAGGCCAGGCCUCGGGGAGAGGCUGUGCCACCAGAGCCCCAGCUCCCAGGGGAAUCCAGCCGGGCCACCUGCCCGCAGGAGCUCUUCCGCCGCCGCCGCCGCCGCCGCAGCCUCCUCCUCCUCCAGAGAAAAACGCUUCGGAUCUCAGACCCUUUCCUGUGGUGCAGCUGCCCCGCGGUUCGCUCCUGUGCAGCAGCCAGCAGCCGGCCCCGCAGCCGCGCCUCCCCCAGCUGCUUCCCCUGCAGUGGCCCUGCGCCCCGCCUCCUCGGCUGCCGGCGUCCCAAGGACUGGGGGCACGGGGUCCGAGGGCACAGGGUCCGGAGGCACAGGUUCCGGGGGUACAGGAUCCGGGGGCACAGGUUCCGGGGGCACAGGGUCCGGAGGCACAGGUUCCGGGGGCACAGGGUCUGGGGGCACAGGUUCCGGGGGCACAGGGUCCGGAGGCACAGGUUCCGGGGGCACAGGGUCCGGGGGUACAGGAUCCGGGGGCACAGGCUUCAGGUUCACAGGGCGCCGCCGUUCCCAACACGGUCGUGCGUGCCGAGGAAGCCGUGGUUGUUCACCUCGGUGCAGAGGACGGCUUCCAGCCGCCCCAGGUGCUCGUGUUGUCCCCGCCGGGCUCUGGCCUGAGCAGCCCCGGGCUGAGCCCCCCGCAGCAGACGGGUUGGGCCUGGGCGGCCCCGCGGCCGCAGUUGCAGUUCAGCGUGCACGUGCGCCGCCGCGCCGCCGCGCCUUGCCCUCGGGGCCCGCAGCCCAGCAGCCAGGCCGCGGGGACCGCGGAUAGAGGCCCGCCAGCCGUUCCCAAGCCCUGA